Messenger RNA from Anguilla anguilla (European eel), 1973 nucleotides. Its product is annotated as adhesion G protein-coupled receptor G3-like. Bases 28 to 1482 code for a protein of 484 amino acids. Gene Ontology annotation, biological process: adenylate cyclase-activating G protein-coupled receptor signaling pathway; cell surface receptor signaling pathway. NCBI's taxonomy places the organism in Eukaryota, Metazoa, Chordata, Actinopteri, Anguilliformes, Anguillidae. The transcript has 11 exons. Gene Ontology annotation, molecular function: G protein-coupled receptor activity. The record is from RefSeq and is a predicted model, not a curated record. Gene Ontology annotation, cellular component: membrane.
GCCAAAAAUUUAAAAAGGGUGUUGAAUAUGAAAAACAUGUGCAGCAACCUGUUUGACCGUGCAGAAGUAAAGAGAGCCUACAUAGGAACUGAGCGAGCCCUGAUCAGAUUGCUACUGGAGACUCCUUACGAGGGAGAGGAGAUCGUCUACAACCUGACCGACAUAGCGGUGAAAGUGACCAAGGCGAACUUGAGCAGGCCGAACCUGACUGAGGGCUACAUGAACAUCGAUGCUCCCCUGCUGUCGUAUGAACACCUGAACUGUACACCACAAACAUGGAUACCUACCAAGAUCUUCCAGAGUACUUCAGAGGAGAAACGGAAAGUGGCGGUAGUGGCGUAUAACACUUCAAAGCAGUUCUUGUUCGGCACCGAGAGCCCUUGGACCAUGCUGAUCCGGGUAGAGCUGCUGGAAGAAGAGCGCGCGGCAAAGCUGGAGGAACCGCUUCGGAUGAGGUUCCCCGUCUUCAACACGUCCAUUGAUCCGGAAGUUCAUGCCUUCGAGUGCCAGUUUUACGACGAGUCGGGCGGAGAACACUCAACCUGGGGCAAGCGGGGCUGCAGUACCACUGUGGACGAAGGGGGCGUGCUGUGCGCCUGUGACCACAUGACUCCUUUCGCGGUGCUCCUGGUCCCAGCGGAGAGCAUUGAUUGGAGGACCUGGCAGAUCCUGUCCGUCAUCAGCUACGUGGGCUCCGGCUUGUCUGCCUUCUUUAGCGCCGUCUCCGUCCUGACCUACGUCUUCAUCAGGAACCCCUCGCAGGACCACUCCGCCUCCAUCCACGUCUCGCUGAGCGGCGCGCUCUUGCUGCUCAACGGCAGCUUCCUGCUGAACGAGUCGCUGGCCAGGACGAACAUCAUGCCCCUGUGCCUGUUCGUGGGCCUGCUCAUGCACUACGGCCUGCUCUGCAGCUUCACCUGGAUGGCCAUCGAGGCGCUGCACCUCUACCUGCUCAUCGUCCGGGUGUUCAACACCUACGUCCGCUCGUACGUCGCCAAGCUGUCCGUCAUCGGCUGGGGCGUCCCUGCUCUGGUCAUUGGAAUUUCAUUCGGAUUUAAAAGCCACCCAAACGAGCUUUAUGGCUUGAAGAGUAUAACCUUGGGGAACUCAACCAGCUCACUCUGCUGGAUCACAGAGGAGUGGUAUUUCUAUGGGCUGAACAUCACCUAUUUCGCGCUCAUCUUCCUGUUCAACAAUGGCAUCCUGCUGACCGUGACUGUGAGGAUAUGUCAGAUGAGCAGGAUCGGGCUGAAGGGGAAGAGGGGCAGAACGGUCCCCUGGAAGCAGGUGUGCACCGUGCUGGGCCUCACCUGCCUGCUGGGCACCACCUGGGGUCUGGCCUUCCUCAGCUACGGACCGCUCAGCAUCCCCAUGCAGUACCUCUUCUGCAUCUUCAACUCCCUGCAAGGAUUCUUUAUUUUCCUCUGGAUCUGCAGGACCUCCAGGAAGGCCCAAAGAGAGGCGGCUUCAAAAUCAUCAUAGGCGUCAUGCGCACCUGUACCACCAAAGCCGCAGUGUCCCAGUAUGAACCCGUGUGCGUAACCACGCCCUCUCCCAAAGAAGAAGAAGAGAAGAAAUGUUUUAUAUAUCACCGCAAGAACAAUAAUGUCAAUAUACAUUCAACCCCGUUAUUGGCCACUAUUGACCCAGGGUCACGCAAUACCACGGAGACAGGUCCUACUUUUGUGGAACGGCCAGUUAUUGACUAUUACCAUGGAGAUGACCGAUAUUUUUAGUCACACUCGGAGCCCUGGAAAGUGAGCGUUGCAUCAAUGGAGGAUUGUGUGUGCAGUUACAUGAAUAUUGUAAAAAAAAUAAAAAUAAUAAAAAUAAAAAAAACUUUAAGAAUUGCCUCAAAGUAGAGGAUUCAUACAAGCCGCUAGCUGGUUGUUCCAUCAUAUUAACAUUAUACUAUCGACUAGGCUACUUUAGAUAUUACUCGCAUUAAUAAAUGAUCUUAUAAUUUCAUUGAA